Molecule: messenger RNA, 4273 nt
Organism: Gryllus bimaculatus (two-spotted cricket)
Lineage: Eukaryota; Metazoa; Arthropoda; Insecta; Orthoptera; Gryllidae
Source: the annotation of a GenBank genome assembly
AGUGAAUCACAUGAAACAUAUUGGUCAGCUGUAGUCGGCUCGGUGGACGGUGACUUGGUGAGAUGAGAAAGAGCGGAAAUUCUGCCUUCACUUUUCAUACAAGUUUCCGCUACGCCCCGGCAGAGGAUUAUUUGAUUAUUACGAAUGAGUAGGACAGGCGUAGGAUUAAGUUGUGACAUCUAAUUGACAGUGUUGUCAGAAGAUGAAAAUUUAUGCCUUUCUCGAUUUACAGUUUAAUCGGUAGUUAAAUAUUUAUACCUAAUUUCACUAGACAACAAUGAUUAAUAAAUUUUGGAUCACGAGAAGUAGCUUGUAGCGAGCAAAAAUUAAUGGUCUUGCAAUGAAUAGUGAUAUUUGUUAUGUACUAAGUAUUUAGAUAUGGCUACAAUGGAAGGUUCCUUGAGUAAAUGGACAAAUGUAAUGAAAGGAUGGCAAUACAGGUGGUUUGUCUUGGACGAUAAUGCUGGCUUGCUGUCAUAUUACACUUGUGUUGAUCUGUCUCUAGGUUUGCACUAGUUUGCUUAUGGUGGAACAAACAAAAUGUCUGUUUACAGUCAAGGGAAAAAAUGAUUCGAGGUGUCAGACGUGGCUGUGUGCGCCUAAAAGGAGCUGUCAUAGGCAUUGAUGAUGAGGAUGACAGUACUUUUACUAUUACUGUUGAUGGCAAGACUUUUCAUUUCCAAGCCCGUGAUGCUGAGGAACGUGAGCGGUGGAUUAGAGGAUUAGAAGAUACAAUUCUUCGACAUGCACACCGAAUGCGAUGGGAUGCAACUAAACCUGCACCGAGUGUUGAAGAUUUUGAUAAGAAAUUAACAGAAGCAGAUGCAUAUCUCCAAAUUAUCAUUGAUCAAGUGAAAGCUCUGGAACUUAGAAUAGAUCGGAUGACAGAUCCUGAAGACAAAGCACGUUGUCAGUCUAUCAGGGACCAAGCAAAUAAUACAGCACAUCCUGUUAAUGGUAUUUUCACUGCCCCAAUGCCAUCAUUCACUGAUAAUAUGAAACACCCCAUUCAGCAGCAGGAAGGAGGUGCUGAUGCUGUACCUUUAACAAGUCCUGUUCAAACUGGAAUUGAAGUGGGUGCUGAAUGUGUUGAAUCAAGAUGUGGAAGUACAUCAAGUAGAAGCCCUGUAACUGGAAGUGUUCAAGAGCAAAGUUAUGAAUAUAUACAAUAUUUGAAUUCUACCACAGACAUCAGCCAGAGCAGGCCUGCUCACCGUACCAGCAUGAGUCUGGGAGUACCUGAGACAUCCUACUCUAGUUCUGAAGAAGAAGACGAUUUCUUUGAUGCCAAUGAAUUUAGUGAAACCCCUGUCAGCAUGCAAAGUCCCACGGGAUUAAGGUCUUUUGAACCGAGCUUAAUGGAACAGUCAAUGGAAACACCUAUAAGUCAAACGGACUCCAUUACAUCUAACAAGUUGCCAUCCAGAUUGUCCCAGACACUAUUCAGAGAUGAUGGAUCCUUGGACUAUGAUGCUCUUUAUGAGGAUGACUCAGAACAUGAUUUAGGGUCAAUGGAGCAUCAUGGAUCUGUUGUCACACACCUUUUGUCCCAAGUCAAGAUAGGCAUGGAUCUUACCAAAGUAGUUCUCCCAACUUUUAUCCUUGAAAGACGUUCACUUUUGGAAAUGUAUGCUGAUUAUUUUGCACACCCAGAUAUAUUUGUCAGCAUUGCUGAUUUCUCAGACCCCAAGGAUCGCAUGGUUCAAGUAGUGCGCUGGUACAUGUCUGCUUAUCAUGCAGGGCGGAAGAGUGUUGUUGCAAAAAAACCAUACAAUCCCGUCCUGGGAGAGGUUUUUCUAUGUCACUGGAAUGUGCCAGGGCUGGAAUCAAAGGAAGCUCCUGUACCAGUGUCAGAUGGCCCUGUACCUUGGUGCUCAAGGAACCAGCUUACAUUCAUAGCUGAGCAGGUUUCACAUCAUCCUCCAAUUUCUGCUUUCUACGCAGAGCAUUACAACAAACGUAUAAGUUUCUGUGCCCAUGUAUGGACAAAAUCUAAAUUUCUGGGUCUUUCAAUUGGUGUCCAUAACAUAGGACAAGGCUGUGUAUCCGUUUUAGAUUAUGAUGAAGAAUACAUAGUUACUUUCCCAAAUGGCUACGGACGAUCAAUUUUAACUGUUCCCUGGAUUGAAUUGGGUGGAAGUGUUACCAUUAAUUGUGUAAAAACUGGAUAUUAUGCAAAUUUAGAAUUCUUAACCAAACCUUUUUAUGGUGGUAAGAAAAACCGCAUUUCUGCUGAAGUUUUUCAACCUAAUGACAAAAAACCUUUCCUGACUGUGCAUGGAGAAUGGAAUGGUGCAAUGGAAGCCAAGUGGCCAGAUGGGAGAACUGAAACAUUUGUGGAUGUUAAAAAGAUUCCUAUAGUGAAAAAAGUUGUGCGGCCUAUUGCAGAACAGGCAGAAAAUGAAUCACGACGCUUGUGGAUGGAAGUGACUGCAGGUUUGAGCCUGAAUGAUAUUGAUCGGGCUACCAAAGCAAAAUUUUCACUAGAACAAAAACAAAGGGAUGAAGCCAGAGACCGCAAAGAAAGAGAGCUUCGCUGGAAUGCACAGGUGUUCCAGGAAGCAGGUGAGAACUGGGUAUAUAAACAACCAUUGGUGAAGCGAUUGCACAAACUCUCUGACAGCUCUGAUAAUCAAUUGUAGGUUGUCUAAGGCAAAGAUUUGUGGAUAGCCACUAGUUGUUUCUGAGUAACUGCUUCAUAUGGCAUUUUACUUGUGAGUAUAGCAAGAAGGGUGGACUCAGAAAUCAUACCUAUUGUUAAAAUUGUUGUGUAUAUACCUUUUGAUGCAGUUAAGCUUCUUUUAAAAAGCGAGUUGUAUUUAUUUACAAGGAGUCGCAAGACAUGUUGAAUAAUGAAACACCAGUUAACUAUGUAAUUCUGUAUUAUCACAGAAAUUAGGAACACUUUCAGCUUAGAAUUUCCAGUAAACUCUCUUAACACCAUAAUGGGCCUUAUAAUAGAUUAAAUAUAUUCCUUCAAAGAUUCAUCAGGUAUAAUGCAAAACUACAACUUUGGGAAAAAUUUUGUAUAUAUUGUAAUCAGCCAUCAGUUAAUAGAAUAUUCAUGGCUUUUAUUCCUCAGUCAACUAAAUUGUUAAAAUAUGCAGAACGUGGGAAAGUGCAACUUUAGAAAAUAAUAUCUACAAUAUGAAUUAAGCAGUGAUUGUACAAUUUUCAAUCUUAAGAAAUUCAUUGACAAUCAUUGUCUAUGAAUAAAAUUUCUGGUUGCAUCCUAUAACUUCAGUAGAAAGUCAACAAAUAAUCUCUCUUAGAAAUGCUAAUGCUAGUGUCUUCAUUUUGAGCACAUGAAUUUCGCAGAAUGCUCAGAAUGAACAUUUUUGCUGGCAUUAGAUGCCAUUUGAAAUUGAAUAUGUAUGCUUUUGAAUUUGAAUACUCUAUUCUUGGUUAGUUCAAGACACAUCACAAACUUUGGAUAUAAAUGUAAUAUUACAAACAUAAAAUUAAUCAAGAAUUUUUUCCUUCCAAACCUAUAAACAUUUCUUAUUAACAAUGUAUAUCUUCAAUACAUAUAGGAUGUAGGUGCAGCAAAUCAAACAAAAUUAUGUUUUGAUUUUUUUUUGUUUUGUUUGGAAGCUUUUGAACUAAUUUCAUUAUACUGAGAGACAUUUGUGAAACUCUGCUUCUGACUUUUAACUUGUUGCAAUUUAGAAUGCUAUGUUAUUCAAAUAAUGAUGACAUUGAAUUUCUGGUAUGUUUGUUCAGAUAUUGCUGACACCAAGCAUGCACUUUGUGCUGUUGUGUCAAUUUUGAGUGUAACUGCAUAUUUUUACUUUCCAAGUUGCGUCUUGCCUAAAUCAAAAAGUGGGCUGUAUUCUUUGUAAUGAUUCUAUCACAAGUUUUCCUGUUCUAUUAUUCAAUGAAUAUACUAUUCUCCUUCUUUGUAACUUUGCAAUCAUUGUCUAUGAAAUUAUUUACCAAUCCUCACCUAUUAAUUACACAGACCUGCACCUAAACAAUUGUUGGCAAAGUUAUUGUGCUAAAGCUGAGUUACACAGAUUUCGGUGUGCUGAAUUCAGAAAAAAACAUGAAAAAAUCCCAUCACCUACGACUUUUGCACAAAUCAGUAUUUGAAUUGUGUGUCUGCAAAAAAAAUUCGUAAAUUUUUCUAUCAUGUCAUUGGUUCUCCUGAUUUGGUUAUUCCAACUUCAGAGAAUUCUCACUUCAAUUAGAUUGUUAUUGUUGUAGAACUGCAGUUCUUUUGCUGUUCACUUCUGAAUUCAAGUGUCAUUAGGCUACACUAAUUUUCCCUGCU